AAAUGUGACAGAGACGGACGUGAAUUUAAAUUCGAUAAAUUGUUGGACACUUCAUCAGAAGAAGACAAUGAAGAAACUGAUACUCCCAAUCAGCAAAAAUCAUCCGGUGAUUCGGAACUAAAGCCACCACCGAUAUCCGAUGGUCCUGAUCAAACAAUUCUAGCAUUGGUAUGGAAGAAAAAUUACAUUGGAGCCGCUUAUUAUAAUUUUAGUACAUCACAAUUAUUUGUGAUGGACGAUGUGAUGGAAGAUGACUUUGAUUAUCAGAUAACAAAAGCUCUUUACAAACAAUGCCAGCCCCAGUGUGUCCUGAUAUUGAACGGAGCACCAGAUCCUUUUAUAACAUCAGUAAAAAAAUCUAUAGCCCGAGAUCUAGCCGAAGACAAUCAAUCUCUACCAUCGACAUCAACGGGUGUCACUCGUAUGGUCCAGCCGGUUCUGAAAAUUCUACCGAAGAAUGAAAAUAAUUACGACAAUUGUUACCAUCGGGUGCGUUGUCUUAAACUGGACUGCGAGCCUGAGGACGCGACCAACGCAGACCGAAUUAUUUUUCUCAACUCUCUGCUUAAUUUCAAGUCCCGCACGAUGAUCCAUUCUCUGGGUUUACUUCUCAAGUAUCUUGACGAGAACUGGAACAAGUUGUCGUUGACUCCUUCAGGUCAAGCUCGCUACGUUUAUAUUAAUUAUAUUUUUCUGCAAGACUUAGUUAUGAUCGAAGAUGACACUUACAAGUCAUUAAAUAUCAUGCAGUCCCGUUUCCACCCGAGUCUUUUUAAAUUCGGCGCCACUCAAAAUCAGGGAAACGAUUUGUACACAUUUUUGAAUCGAUGCCAGUCCCGCCCUGGCGCUUAUUACCUCUGGAAACUUAUGAAACAUCCAACGAGAAAUAUAAAAAUUCUACAGGAACGCACCCAAGCAAUUGAAUUUUUUUUGGAUAUUGACAACCAACAUGUCGUUCAUAAUUUGAAGUCAUGUUUGAAUCACGUCCAUCGACUUACGCCGGCUAUUUUAAAUAAAUACUCGACUGCCCAAGCCAAGACAUCUGAUUGGGGAAAAUUUGAUACAACUCUAGUAAAUAUAAUAACAAUCGGAGAAAUUUGUCAGCAGUAUCGUGACUCAGUGGGAAUAUUUGCUAAAAUAACAGACUCAAUAACAGAAGGGAUUCACUAUGCCCAUUAUUUCAUCGACUACAUAAUUGACUUCGAGAUGAGUAAAAAACAAGGAAAAUUUAUCGUCAAAAGAAAUGUUGACCCAGAGCUAGAUGAAUUAAACGAUUUAAGACACUCGCUACCCGAACGUUUGACAGCCAAAGCGACCGAAGAAUUAGAAAACCUGCCUUCGAAUGUCGAGAAAUGUAUAAUGGUCUACAUACCUGAUAUUCAGUACUGCUUGGCAAUUACUGAAUGGAACGGAACUCCUCCCGAUGAUGAAAUUAUACCUGGUUUAGAGUUUAAGUUUUCCAUUAAUAAUAUUCGCUAUUACAAAAGCAAAGGCGCUAGAGAAUUGGAUCAAACAAUGGGUGACAUUUUGUUAAAAAUAACAAGAAGACAAAGUCAGAUAAUGCUAAGACUUGUUAAUUACAUUAAGAAACACAUAGGGCCGGUACUUAAUGCAAUUGAAUAUUGCGCUGAAUUAGAUACACUUUUGUCAUUUGCAACAGUAGCGGUCUCACACAAUUACGUGAAACCGGAGAUGGUUAAAUCCCAUGUAAUAAACAUAAAAAAAGGACGUCAUCCUCUGAGUGAACUAAAGAAAGAUUUCGUAGCAAACGACACGCAAUCCGGAGGCGGAAGUAGUCUCGUUAAAAUAUUCACUGGACCAAACGCUUGCGGAAAGACCAUUUACUUGAAACAAGUUGCCCUGAUUGUCUACAUGGCACAUAUAGGCUGCUAUGUACCCGCGGAGACAGCGAAAAUAGGAGUGGUCACUCAUAUUCUGACUCAGAUGCCCACGAUGGAGAGCAUCGCGCAGAACGCGAGUGCUUUUCUGAUUGACCUGAGGCAAACAAACAGUCUUUUGUACUCGUCCACCCCGAACUCUUUGAUAAUAAUGGACGAGUUCGGCAAAGGAACUUCGGAAACUGAUUCCCUGGCUCUGCUCACCAGCAUUCUGAAGAGUUUCAUUUCAAGAGGGAAUUACUGCCCGCAUAUUUUAUGCGCGACUCACAUCCAUCGGGUCAUUGAACUCUUACCGAAGACACCCAUACUCCAAUCAAUGACAUUUGAUUAUGUACUCGAUGAAGAUAACUCGUUAGUGUUUCUCUACGAAUUAAUAUCCGGUAACGUAACUUGUAGUUUUGCUCAUGCAACCGCAAUUAGUGUUGGUCUUGCAGAAAACGUUGUUCUACAUGCAAUUAAAACUUUCAUGAGCAUUAAAAAAGACAAAUUACCACCUUGUAGUCCCGAUGAAGACCGUGCUAAUGUAGUUAAACAUAUCGCUGAGCUGGCCAAUGAACAGAAGUAUCAAAUUGAUAUGCAAGAGUUCAAGCAGUGGAUCCUCCAAGCAAUCAAUCGAAAAUAAAAUAAUAAUUAUGUAAUAAACUAUUAAAAAAAAAAUAUUUAAUUGUGUUUAAAAAAUUAAUUACCUGUAUCAUUAUUAAAAUUUUGUAUGAAUGUAAAUGUAGCAGACAUCAGAUAAAUUAAAAAUUAUGAUCCUGAAGUUAACAGACAAUGGACAAUUUUCGGAUUUUUUUUCCAACGAAUCAAUUACGAAAAAAUAAAAAUAUGCACCUGUAGAAAAUUUAAUAAACUACAGGUGCAAUUUUUUCAAAUAUUUUUUUUCAACAAUUUAUCGUUUUAAAAAAACUCAAAAAAUUAUUAGACCUCGGCUAACUUCAGUAUCAUUUAAAAUUAUAAAUAAAUAGAGUAAAUAAUUAAUAAAAUUGAAUUGUAAAA
Microplitis mediator is the source of this 2894-nucleotide messenger RNA. RefSeq names its product mutS protein homolog 5-like. The coding region runs from base 232 to 2520 and encodes 762 amino acids. Gene Ontology annotation, biological process: chiasma assembly; mismatch repair. The transcript is spliced from 9 exons. The record is from RefSeq and is a predicted model, not a curated record. Gene Ontology annotation, cellular component: nucleus. NCBI's taxonomy places the organism in Eukaryota, Metazoa, Arthropoda, Insecta, Hymenoptera, Braconidae. Gene Ontology annotation, molecular function: ATP binding; mismatched DNA binding; ATP-dependent DNA damage sensor activity.